Neopelma chrysocephalum (saffron-crested tyrant-manakin) is the source of this 2896-nucleotide messenger RNA. RefSeq names its product perilipin 2 (gene PLIN2). The transcript is spliced from 8 exons. Gene Ontology annotation, cellular component: lipid droplet; cytosol. Gene Ontology annotation, biological process: lipid storage; positive regulation of triglyceride storage. The coding region runs from base 431 to 1771 and encodes 446 amino acids. Lineage: Eukaryota; Metazoa; Chordata; Aves; Passeriformes; Pipridae. The record is from RefSeq and is a predicted model, not a curated record.
ACAGAAGAUGUAAUCUGAUUAAAGAUGUUGCCGGUGGAUUCUUCAUCUGACUUGGACAUCCUAAACUAGAUUUUAGUGCCUUAUGGCCUGGCUCAACAGGUAAACCCAGUUGUAUCUUAAUUCUUCUAGAAAAAUGAAGGAAUCCACCAGCUGGUAACUCUGGUUAUUCAGCAAUGAACUGCUGUAUCUCAAAGCCUAUCUCGUGUAUGUGCCAUGCUUGUGUUGCCUAAACCAAGUUUUGGAUUUCUAAAUUGUUACAAUAAAAUCUAAUUCCUGUAUGCAAGAAGUGAACAUUCUGAUCCCAUUAAAUGGGGUGGAUCACAAGAAGGUUGUUGUUUUCAAAUUUGGUGCUUAGAUAAAGUGGAUAUGAGAACACCAUCACUCGUAUAUGCUUCUUUCACAGACUGUGUAAGGUUCAAGACCUGAAAAAAUGGCAUUGGCAGCAAUUGAUCCACAGCAGAAUAUUGUAUUGAGGGUUGUCAACCUUCCUUUGGUGAGCUCCACCUAUGAUAUGGUCUCUACAGCUUACAUCACCACUAAGGAUAACCAUCCUUAUUUGAAGUCAGUAUGUGAGGUAGCAGAGAAAGGAGUGAAGACAAUUACAUCGGUAGCUGUGACAAGUGCUAUGCCUAUCAUCCAGAAGCUGGAACCGCAAAUUGUAGUUGCCAACAACUAUGCAUGUAUAGGUCUAGACAAAAUUGAAGAGAGGCUGCCUAUACUGAAUCAACCCACUGAUAAGGUUGUUGCCAAUGCCAAGGAUGUAGUUGUUGGAGCCAGAGAAGCUGUAACAACCACUGUGACUGGUGCCAAGGAAUCUGUUGCUCACACAAUCACUGGAGUUGUGGGCAAGACUAAAGAAGCAAUGCAAGACAGCUUAGAAAUGACAAAGUCAGUUGUCAAUGGGAGCAUUAACACUGUCCUGAGAAGUCGUGUGGUGCAAAUGGUGAGCAGUGGAGUGGACAGUGCUCUCACUAAAUCAGAGACCCUUGUAGACCAGUAUUUCCCACUUACAGAAGCAGAACUAGAGAAAGAAGCUGCAAAUGUUGAAGGUUUUGAAGUUGGAGUUCAAAAGCCAAGCUACUAUGUUAGAUUAGGAUCUCUGUCUUCAAAACUCCGCACACGUGCCUACCAACAAGCCUUAAACAAAGUUAAAGAUGCUAAACAGAAAAGCCAGGAAACAAUCUCUCAGCUCCACCACACUGUUAGUCUGAUCGAGUAUGCCAGAAAGAAUGUGAAUAGUGCCAAUAAGAAACUUCUUGGUGCUCAGGAAAAGCUUUAUCAAUCCUGGGUAGAAUGGAAGAAAAAUACAGGCCAAAAUGACGGUGGUGAACUGCGUAGUGCUGAGUACAUUGAGUCAAGAACUCUAGCUAUUGCACAGAGCCUCACUCAGCAACUUCAGACCACUUGCCUCACACUGGUCUCAAGCCUACAGGGGCUGCCACAGAAUGUGCAGGAUCAGGUUUACAGUGUUGGGUCAAUGGCAGGUGAUGUCUACCAGAGCUUUCGGUCUGCAUCCUCCUUCCAAGAAUUAUCAGACAGCUUUCUUACAGCUAGUAAAGGACAGCUGAAGAAAAUGAAGGAGUCUCUGGAUGAUGUGAUGGAUUAUCUUGUUAACAACACGCCUCUCAACUGGCUGGUUCCAGAUUUCACUAUUACAGACCUGUCUUCAGAGUCAGAUGAUAUCCCAGACAUUUUGGAUUUGGAUGAAGAGGAUCAACAAGACUUUUCACGCACAAAUGGCCCUUACACUACAGGGCAAAGAGCUGAAUAGAGAAGGAUAAAAAUGUAUUUUGAUACAAUGUACCUUUGCCAUGUUUAAUUUAGAUUUCUCCUUUUUAAAGGUGAACCUGCCUAGUUUAGGGAUUAUGGGGAUAUUUUUUUAAAAAUCACUACCGUUUCAUUUAGCUGCAUCAAAAAUCUGGGUUUUUUUUCUACAUAAGGAAUGCACACUACAUUAAUUCAUUAGCAUGGGUGUCAAGCUCCCAUUCUAUAAGCCAGGUAUAGCCUAACCAGUGUAUCCAACUGAUCUGAUCUUUGUUAAUGAUUUGUUCUCCUGCUGGUAGCAGCCAUGAGAACACCCCAGUGCUUUGCAUAAAGGGCUGCCAACAAAAGGAGUUGAUGAGGAUUUGCCCACAAAAUUUCCCCUUUCAGUCUACGUGAAAAGCAGUUCUGCAUCUACCUCUUUGCUGCUGGAAGGGGUAAGAGACUUUGUCUAUCUCAGAUUUUCUCAAGUUCUUUUUGUUAGGCUCUGCACCUACAGAGCUUAGAAGCUUAGAGCUUUCCUUUGGCAAGAGUGCUUUAUGCACAGAAGGACUCCCUUUCUCUCCACAUACCUUCUGUGUGCAAAUAUUUUGGCCAUUGUGAUGCUAUCAGUUGUGGCUGAACCCUAAGACUAGAACAGGGUAAAUGCUUAAAAAUUAAAGUUUUCCAGGAAUAAGGGUAGCAGUUAGCAAAGGUAAGAGACUGUAAGAAGUGAGGGAAAAUGGAGGACAAAGAGACACAGAUGUGGGACAAAAGAAAAUGAAAAAAAAAAAAGAGGGAACUGAACGUGAGGAUACUUCUGGUAACAGUGUGGGGUUUUUUUUCUGUUUAAAUAAAAUGUCAGUUAUUUUUUGAGGUAUGUUGAGGCCGCGUUUGCUCGCACACAGUAAGUUCUGUAGGAGUUGGGGAGAGUGAGAACGGGGCUGAAGGCGGGCUUGUUAACAUUUGUUUUUAAGGACCAGAUCGAGCUGCUCCGCCAGGGCGAUGCAGCCCGUCGGGAGCCGUGUUACGGCGCUGAUCCGUCCAGCGCCGCUCGCACCGCAUCGCCCUACUGCGCGGCACCCUGGGAGACUCUGCUUGUGAGCACUUGCAAGUCUAGUCACUGAAAUGCCUUGGAAUAAAAGUUUGAACCGCA